AUGUCUUCAACAUCGGAAACUGCUACAGUUAAUGGCACUAGUAGAAGUGCGGGUGAAACAUCAACCAAAGCAACCACACCUAUUUCCAACGACGAUCCAUUAAUUUAUAAAAAGAGAAAAUUGGUGAGAUCCCCAUCUAAAGCAAACCCAUUGAAGUAUAAAGUAUGGUUAGCUGGACACAUUUCAAUGUUAGUUUUUGGGUCAAUUUCGUUUAUUUUCCAAAUUUUGUGGUUGCCUAAUUAUUAUUAUAUCAACUCCAUCAGUUAUCGAUUGGGGUUAAUUGGAAGUAUUGCUGCGUUGACAGCAACAUUCAGUCAUAAAUUUGGAUUGCACAAUUUACCAAAUAUUGGAACUUUAUUAAGUCAUCAAAAUUUUCAAUAUCUUGUUCUUGCUGUAGUUUGGAUCUUUACAUUUAAAUCCGUAUUCAAGAUUUUACCUUAUUUCUUGUUGGCAUUGUUACAUAUUGGCAAUUUGAAACAAAUCCUGUUUAUCACCAAAGAACUGGAUUUCUUAGCUAGUGUCAUUGCAUACGACGAAUUGCUUUUGGUUGUUUACUUGCUUUUGAGAACAUUGUUUUUCAGAAACGCCAGUGGUUAUCAAUUGACGAUAUUCUUGGUCUUUUACUGGUUACGAAUUUUGUACAAUAAAGAAACAACUAAUUUGUUUCAAACUAUUAUUGAAAGAUUAGAUGGUAAGGUUACCAAUAUCAAAAAUCCCAAAGUCCAGCAUUAUUGGUAUAAAAUCAAGGCUUUUGUUAAUGAGAAGCAACAGCAAGAACAACAAGAUUAA
This is a messenger RNA of Candida dubliniensis CD36, 789 nucleotides long. RefSeq lists its product as uncharacterized. Gene Ontology annotation, cellular component: endoplasmic reticulum. Gene Ontology annotation, biological process: endoplasmic reticulum tubular network organization; membrane organization. The coding region runs from base 1 to 789 and encodes 262 amino acids. Lineage: Eukaryota; Fungi; Ascomycota; Pichiomycetes; Serinales; Debaryomycetaceae. The record is from RefSeq and is a predicted model, not a curated record. The transcript has a single exon.